Haliotis rubra (blacklip abalone) is the source of this 568-nucleotide messenger RNA. RefSeq names its product NPC intracellular cholesterol transporter 2-like. Gene Ontology annotation, molecular function: sterol binding. NCBI's taxonomy places the organism in Eukaryota, Metazoa, Mollusca, Gastropoda, Lepetellida, Haliotidae. Gene Ontology annotation, biological process: sterol transport. Bases 78 to 524 code for a protein of 148 amino acids. The record is from RefSeq and is a predicted model, not a curated record. The transcript is spliced from 4 exons.
CCGUGGUUAAGUAAGUUCACUGACAUUAACCUCGUGGACGAGGUAAAGUUGUGCUGGACUUGACGCAUCCUCUGAAUAUGUUUCUGCGAGCGGCGGCCAUCCUGCUUCUCACUGUGGUGUCAUCUUCGGGAGAUUCCGUGCCGGAGUUCGAGGACUGCGGCUCGACUGUUGGUGCGAUCAACUACAUCGACAUAACUCCUUGUAACAGCGACGUCCGGUGUGCCAUUCCCCGGGGCAUCAAUGCCAGUCUCUCCGUCACCUACACUGCAAAAGGGCAGAUCACCUCAGCUAAAACCUUCAUCUGGGGAAUUAUUGACAACACUUUGUUCCCAUUUCCGGUUCCGCCGGAUGCGUGUCAGUACAUGAAGUGUCCUUUACAGAACGGAGACUCGGCUGCCUACAAUAACACAUUCUUCGUUUCGGAAGCAUUUCCAAAGAUAAAUGUGACGGCCAAGUUCCAGUUGGUGGAUCAACUCGACAGACGUAUCAUCUGCUUCACUGUACCCAUCCAGGUCCUGUGGUGAUGGUCACAUCUAUUUAUACUUAAUAAAACUCCUUACGAAGCAAA